AUGGCGGACGAGGAGAGGGGAGAGGCAAGCAAGAAGAAGAGAAAUGAGAAUUUUCAAGUCGUUUUGGUGCACGGCUCGUUGGAGCUGCAGAAGCUGGCGUAUCCGGAAUACCCUGCGAAGAAAAUCCCCGAAAAGGGAGGCUACACCGACAUUACGUGCGUGGACCUGACACCGGAGAUUUUGGUCUUCGGCACCGAACGCGGCACUCUUGUCUACUACUUCUUGGAUGAGACGGGAGCGUGCUUGGCGUACGAAUACUGCCACUGCGAUGGCGGAAUAACCAGACUCUGGGCCCAUUCCGACGGCACGCGUUUGCUCUUCGAGGAUGACCGCAGUUCUAUCUACCUGCACAACCCGUUCAAUGACCAGGCGGUUCUCGUGCCCGUGUACGAGCCUGGAAAAAUCGAUCUUGCAUUGUGGGAUGCCAGUGACGCUCUUGUUUUCGUGUUAUGGAAGGUGGGCCAAGUCUUCGUGUACAUCUAUGCUCCCAUCGACAUCCACUGCCCUCGAGUGACUCUCUUGCAAGCAGCGGUGCUGCCGUCCGAUCUUCGUCCGGUCGCUCUGCGCAAGGGUUCUCUGAGUUGCCACGGGGAGGAUGGCCAAGAAAGCGUCAUACUGCCCACUCAUACAUGGUGCAAGAAGAUCGUCCACAACCCAAAACAAGUGAGGCAGAGGUUCGAGGAACAUCUGGCCCUUCUCCACCUGGAAGAAGCGUUCGCCGAUGCGGUGAUUUUGAAGAAUGCGGAAGCGUGGGAGAUGUUGACGAGUAAAGCGCUGGAACAUAUGAACAUGGAGGUUGCGAUCAAAGCAUGCCAGCAGUCUGGGAAUAUCCAGCUUCUGACGAGUUUGCGGCAAUUGGACAACGUUGAGGAGCUUCUUCUGCUUCGAGGCCACAUUCUCUCGAUCCUUCAAGAGUUCGAUGCCGCACAGGAUUCCUUCUUAAAGUCUACUCGGCCAGAAGCGGCGGUGGAGAUGAGACGAGACCUCGAGCAUUGGGAUCAAGCAAUGACUCUGGCCAAAGAGUUGAAAUCUCCACUGGAGUUUGAAAUUUCGAAACACUACGCUCAAAUGUUAGAGAAAUUGGGAGAUCACCGACAGGCCUUGUCCUAUUACGAGGAUUUUCUGAACUCGAGUAAAGAGGACCCAGAACUGCGGGCCUUUGCCCAGUCUGGUAUUGCAAGGACAUGCAUCCGCCUCGGUGAUAUCUGGAAAGGAAAGCAUUUGGCCUCUGAGUGCCAUGACUCCUUAUUAUACCGUGAGUGUGCGAGAAUACUGGAAGGUCUCAACCUUCAAGAAGAUGCCGCCGAGCUUUAUGUCCAGGAUGGCCAAAUAGAGAAGGCUAUCCUUAUGUACAUCGAGAUCAAGAACUUUUCUAAGGCGCAGUCUCUGUUGAAACGUGUCGAUAGCCCCAAGACUUACGUUGCCUUCGCCAGAGCUCUCGAAGCAGAGAGGAAACUUGCAGACGCUGCAGCAGCUUAUGUGGCGGCUGAAGAUUAUGAGAAUGCUGUUAAAUUGUACCUGGGUCCCCUGAAAAAUCCGACAGAAGCAUUUUCCAUCGUGCGCAAGACCAAAUCUAUGGAGGCUGCCAGUUUGGCAUCGAGAUACUGUAAAAACAAAGGAGAUUAUGUGAAUGCGAUAGAGUUCCUUGUGCUACAGAAGAGGACAAAGGAAGCGAGCGAGCUAGCCCAACAGCAGGGCAAGAUGGAUGUUUACACCGAAAGGGUUGCCGAAGUUGCAUCUAAAGAAGAGUGUCUAAAAUUGGGGAAAUACUAUGAAGCCAUGGGAAACUUUGAGAAAGCCACAGCUAUGUUCGAAAGAUGUGGCGACUCCAAGCAUGCUUUGAAGCUGUACCUGUCCUGGGGUAUACCCGAGGCUAUAGGGCAAGCCAUUAACAUGGUGGGAAGGCAGAAAGAUGAUGGACUCACAAAUCAACUCCUCGAGUUUCUUGCAGGAGAUACGGAGGGCUCGUACAAUACUCAGCAACACCUGUUCCGCCUCCAUAUGGUGCUGGGAAACCACGAAGCAGCUACCAAGGCCGCUCUUCUUAUAGCUAAAAACGAACAAGAGAUGGGAAAUUACAAAAACGCUCACCAACAGCUCUUGGACUUUUGCAAAGUGAUGAAGAGCGAGAACAAAUACAUUCCGUAUGACCUAUCCAAGCAGUUGAUGCUACUCCACUCGUACACGUUAGUGAAGACCCUCAUUCGCCUCGGAGAUCACAGAUCAUGUGCGAGACUUCUCAUACGAGUGGCAAGACACAUUUCCAACUUCCCUGCCCAUGUUGUACCUAUCCUCAUCUCCACGGUUAUUGAGUGCCAUCGAUCGGGUUUGAAGAAGACUGCUUUCGAGUACGCAACUAUGCUUAUGCGUCCUGAAUAUAGGACUCAGAUUACGAGCGCUUAUAAGAGGAGAAUUGAAUCUAUAGUGCGAAAGCCAGAGAAGACCGAGGAAGAUGAAUCCUUGACCCCAUGUCCCUUUUGCUCGUUGGAUAUUCCGGAGACACAGCUGGAAUGUCCAAGUUGUAGGAACUACCUACCUUUCUGCAUUGCAUCGGGUCGACACCUAAUCUCCGGUAACUCUACUCGUUGUCCUGCUUGUAAGUUCCCGGCGCUCUUAACUGAGUUUACCAGGCUCAUCGCAGCUGAAAAGACUUGCCCUAUGUGCCAUGAGGAGGUGGCCGUGGAUGACAUAGUGGAGCAGCCAUUUUCCUUGCUUUAG
Molecule: messenger RNA, 2718 nt
Organism: Marchantia polymorpha subsp. ruderalis
Lineage: Eukaryota; Viridiplantae; Streptophyta; Marchantiopsida; Marchantiales; Marchantiaceae
Source: the annotation of a GenBank genome assembly